AUGUCACAAGAGAGAUGGCAAAGCAUGAUGUGAGGAUAAGAAGUGGGAAUGGGAACGUUCAUAGGGAUCAGGGAAUCAUUGAGCGAUUCAAUCGAACUUUAGGUUAAUGCCUCUUCACUUUCCAAUACAGUCGAGAGAUAAACUUCAAAGAGAAAAAGAGAUCAACAGAAUGGAUGAAAAGGCUUCUUAAACUUGUUUCAGCUUUGAAUGGUGAAGUGACCAGGUUGACAAGAAAAAACCUAUAG
This is a messenger RNA of Pocillopora meandrina, 245 nucleotides long. Lineage: Eukaryota; Metazoa; Cnidaria; Anthozoa; Scleractinia; Pocilloporidae. The record is from the annotation of a GenBank genome assembly.